Cherax quadricarinatus is the source of this 756-nucleotide messenger RNA. The record is from RefSeq and is a predicted model, not a curated record. NCBI's taxonomy places the organism in Eukaryota, Metazoa, Arthropoda, Malacostraca, Decapoda, Parastacidae.
GCGCUGGAACGCCAGUAGGAGACACUCAGGUACGAGACGCCACUCAGAGAGCCAACGAGUGUAUGUACACUCGCUGCCUUCGCGGAAAUCAAGUUAUCUUAGGCACACAUUAUGCGAGAGAUCGUUCAUAUACAAGCUGGACAGUGUGGAAACCAAAUCGGCUCCAAGUUCUGGGAGGUGAUCAGUGACGAGCAUGGUAUCAGUCCCACUGGGAUCUACGAAGGUCAACACGAGAUACAACUAGAGAGAAUUAAUGUAUAUUAUACUGAAGCAACAGGUGGGAAGUAUGUACCGCGGGCCGUGUUGGUGGACCUGGAACCUGGAACUAUGGACUCGGUCCGUGCUGGACCAUUCGGACACCUCUUCAAACCAGAUAACUUUGUCUUUGGUCAGAGCGGCGCUGGUAACAACUGGGCUAAGGGUCACUAUACUGAAGGCGCCGAGCUGGUAGACUCUGUAAUUGACAUUAUCAGGAAGGAAAGUGAGAAUUGCGACUGUUUACAAGGUUUCCAGUUGACCCACUCCCUGGGUGGUGGUACUGGGUCCGGUAUGGGCACGCUGCUCAUCUCCAAGAUCAGGGAAGAGUACCCUGACCGUAUCAUGAAUACUUUCUCUGUUAUGCCCAGCCCGAAGGUUUCAGACACAGUAGUGGAGCCGUACAACGCAACUCUGUCAAUCCAUCAACUGGUUGAGAACACGGACGAGACAUAUUGUAUAGACAACGAAGCUCUCAAUGACACAACUCUCAUCUCUUAG